Messenger RNA from Panicum hallii, 2355 nucleotides. RefSeq names its product thiosulfate/3-mercaptopyruvate sulfurtransferase 1, mitochondrial-like. The transcript has 11 exons. Gene Ontology annotation, cellular component: mitochondrion. The record is from RefSeq and is a predicted model, not a curated record. Bases 1070 to 1957 code for a protein of 295 amino acids. Gene Ontology annotation, biological process: transsulfuration. Gene Ontology annotation, molecular function: thiosulfate-cyanide sulfurtransferase activity. NCBI's taxonomy places the organism in Eukaryota, Viridiplantae, Streptophyta, Magnoliopsida, Poales, Poaceae.
CCACAUGUCUCGCCCACGGCCAGCGGCGGCGGACACCGAGCCCCUCCCACGUGUUGCGCGUCGCUCCCCGUCGCCGCACCCGCCGUCCCCGUCACUCCUCGCGGGCAUCCUCUCCGACCUCGCCGAAGCCAGCCUCCCUGUAGGGCCGGGCGCUGAAGCCGGCCUUCCCAUCACCGCCGCAGUGCUCGUAGUGGUGGUCCCCCACUGUCGCGGCGAACAGCAGCAGCCGCAGGUGCCGUAGAGUAGCCUGCAGGUCCAGGACGCCGCCUCGUGCAGCAUCUUGACUGGCUAGUUGUUCGCUGGAACCAGAUCGGUCGAGCUACAACUGGUGGUGGUGGGCCUGGUUAGAGAUGAUGAGAUGAGAUCAUCAUGUCAAUCUCAGUGCUGGAGGCCGGGCCACAUGUCUCGCCCACAUCUGGCGGCGACGGACGCCGGGAUCCCGCAUGCCGCGCGAUGCUUCCCAUCGCCGCACCUGCCGGGCCCAUGAUGCGACCUCCGCACGCCUCCCCAACGGACGAGUGCAGCUCGGGCCCGCGUGAGCGACGAGCUAGCGGCACGGAUGGCCACACCGAGUUGGAGGAUGGCGCCAUGGAGGAGGGCGGCACUGGGCUUGGGGAUGGGGAAGUGGAGGAGGGAUGGAGCCCCGGCGAAGGUUCGACUCCUCCCCCGGGUGCGCAGCUCACGGGUCCGCCUGGCCCCGCCGCUAGCGGGAGCCGCGCGCCACGAGCUCCGGGCGGGAGAGGGGGACGAACGCGGCGGUGCCCGCUGGAGCUGCACAUGAGCGCGGCAGUGGCGGGGUAGGAGGUGAGCUGGGGGCCGGCCACCAGCGGCAGCAGGGCAGGGCUCCGUCGAGCAGUCAAGGCAUGGAUGGAGGUUGAAGGAGAAGCUGACUUGUGGGGCCCACAUGUCAGUGAGUGGAGAGAGAAGCAGAAGGGGUGUUUUGGUCCAUACGGAAGAUGCGUAUGACAGUGGCCUGACAGUGGGCCUAGGCACCCAAAAGACGUAGAAAAUGGCAAGGAUCAGGUAGACGAAGAAUCAUAAUGGCAUGUUUCAAAAUAGGUGAAUUGUAAUGAUAGAUCUCAGAACUUCGAAAAUUGUAAUGGUUUUGGAUGCUUCCUGGUACAUGCCGGUAGAGAACAGGGAUCCUUGGGAAGAAUACCAGGUGGCACAUAUCCCUGGUGCGUUGUUCUUUGACAUUGAUGGCAUAGUCGACCGGACAACUGAUUUACCACACAUGUUGCCAUCAGAAGAGGCUUUUGCAGCAGCAGUUUCUGCGCUGCAUAUAAAAAACCAGGAUAAAGUUAUUGUUUAUGAUGGAAAAGGAUUCUUCAGUGCACCUCGUGUUUGGUGGAUGUUUAGAGUUUUUGGGCACAAUAAAGUUUGGGUGUUAGAUGGAGGUUUACCUCAGUGGCGAGCUUCAGGGUUUGAUCUUGGAAGUGCCAGCCCUGAUGAUGCAGUUCUUAAAUCCAAAACUGCCACUAAGGCUGUUGAAAGGGUUUAUAAUGGUGAACAGACAAAUACAAUCACAUUCAAGACUGAAUUUCAGCCUCAUCUAUUCUGGACACUGGAGAAGGUCUCACAUAAUGUUGCUGCUAAGAAUUACCAACAAGUAGAUGCCAGAUCAAAGGGCAGAUUUGAUGGAGUAGCACCAGAACCACGGGAAGGAGUAAGAAGUGGACAUAUACCAGGAAGCAAAUGUGUUCCAUUCCCAGAGAUGUUUGAUGGUGCACCAAGGCUUCUGUCCGCUGAUGAGCUGAGGCAAAAGUUUCAGCAAGCAGGAAUUUCUCUUGAUCACCCCAUUGUUGUCAGUUGCGGAUCUGGCGUGACUGCCUGCAUACUUGCUCUGGGGCUCUAUAGAAUUGGGAAGCAUGAUGUUCCAGUUUAUGAUGGAUCUUGGACAGAAUGGGAAGCACAAUCAGAUUCUGAUUACCCAAAAGCUACCACCACUGCUUCUUAAAAUCCCCAACUCUAAAGAGAUGCGAUGUAGUCCAUCCAUCCUGGAGCAUUCAGUUUAGAAUGUCAGCAAAGAUGACAUUGCCAUGUGACAAGCUUUGCACUUAAACAAAGGCAAAGCUUAUAAGGCAAGAAAUGCCCAAUAUGUUCUAUGUUGUCCUGUGACCGAAAGAGAUGAAGAGAACAUGAAGCAGGGACAGAAAGUGCACCCUUGCCAAUUCUUGUGACCCUAUUGUCAGCAUGGAACCUAUGGUUGACAUCUACUAGCAUCAUUGUAUUUACCAUACAGAUUACCAUGUUCAUGAUAUUGCAGCUAAAUGAGUUAAGCAUGGCGAAUUCUUGUUUUUGCAUCAUAAUACGAGGAUUAAUGUAUGAGAGUUUCAGCUCUCACAGCAUUGUUUA